Carassius gibelio (silver crucian carp) is the source of this 3148-nucleotide messenger RNA. Its product is annotated as macrophage-expressed gene 1 protein. The transcript is spliced from 3 exons. Lineage: Eukaryota; Metazoa; Chordata; Actinopteri; Cypriniformes; Cyprinidae. Bases 272 to 2440 code for a protein of 722 amino acids. The record is from RefSeq and is a predicted model, not a curated record. Gene Ontology annotation, biological process: defense response to bacterium.
CUUUGGUGCUUGCACGUGUUUGUGUUUCCGCUUUCUUCCAUAUAUAAGUGUGUGUGUGAGAAGUUAAAAAGUGUAUUGCGACUGCACCUUAAUCCAAGAAGACCAAGACAAUCUUCAGAAGAUCUAUCUGUGACAAGGUUCUUAAGAGAGACAAGAUCUCCCUGGGAACUGUAUGUUAAAACACAGGCUGAAGGUUCUUUUGUCUGUUUGUGUCUCUGCGGUAGCCAAUCCACAUUACUGCAAAGUAGUGUGAAACACUCAUCUGUUGAUCAUGAAGUCGAGAGCUUUCUGUCUGCUGAUGCUCUGCUGUUUUAUCAAUGUCUGCAACCUUCAUCCUCUCAACAUUCGUCCUAGUAAUGGACUCCGUUUGUGCCGCAAAAAUUCAAGUUUAUCAGCGCUGGAGGUUCUACCAGGAGGAGGCUGGGAUAACCUGCGCAACAUAGACAUGGGUCGGGUGAUGAAUCUGAGUUAUUCCCAGUGUCAGACCACAGAAGACGGAGUCUAUCUCAUUCCAGAUGAAGUCUUUGUCAUUCCACAGAAAGUGAGCGGAGUGGAAACAAACUCUGAGAUCAUCAUGUCAUGGCUGGAACAAAAUAGCUUUUCUUCUAAAUCAAUCAAUGCAGAGGUUUCUUUCUUUUCGAUGCUCAAUGCCAAAUUUUCCACCGAAAGCCAGCGUAUGAAAACCCACCAAGUGAAAGACAGCUCUGUGACAGCACGAGUGCAAGUCCGUAACCAUCUGUACACAGUAAAGGCGUAUCCUGACUUCACUCUGGACUCCCGCUUUGCUCGACAGGCUGAGGAAAUCGCAGAUGCUAUUGAAAACAAUCAAACUCGUCAAGCAACAUAUCUGUCAGAGAAACUCAUUCUUGAUUAUGGCACCCAUGUCAUCACAAGUGUUGAUGCUGGUGCCACUUUGGUGCAAGAGGACUAUUUAAAAAUGUCUUAUGUCUCUAACAGUCAGUCAGACACGUCUUCUGUUUCUGCAUCCGCAGGAGUUAACUUUUUUGACAAGGUUAAAUUUGAUAUCGGUGGCAAUACAUCCCAAGGAACCUCUCAAACCAGUGGUUAUCAGGGUAAUAUCACAUAUUCGUUAAUUCAGAGCCAUGGAGGUGCUUUAUUCUACCCAGGCAUCACUCUGCAGAAGUGGCAAGAGAGUACACUUAAUAAUCUGGUGGCUAUUGACCGCUCCGGUCUGCCGAUUCACUAUUUUCUGAAUCCAACAACAUUCCCAGACCUCCCAGUACCAACAGUAAAUAAAAUAGCUUCAUCAGUUCGUAAUGCUGCAGAGCAAUACUAUAAAGUAAAUACCAUUCCAGGUUGUGUAAAUCCAGAUUCAAAAAAUUUCAACUUUCAAGCAAAUGUAGAUGAUGCAUCCUGCGAGGGUCCAGUCACCAAUCUUAGCUUUGGUGGCAUUUAUCAACGAUGCACUCCUCUGACAUCAGAUGGAAAUGCUAUUUGUGAUGAAACAGCACAGAAAAACCCAGCUACUGGUGAUUAUUCUUGUCCUCAGCAGUACACCACCACCCUGUUACGCUCUGAGACAGUAGAACGAGGUUAUAAUCAUUAUGAAUGCCACAGCCGCUGUCGUGAAUGUGGUUUCUUAUGGUUGUCUACUUGUUGUGACCAAACAUGUGGUGAUGCUUACCGUGUCCGUCGUGCAAAAGUUGAAACUUACUGGUGUUCCUCAACUCAGAAAGCCCCCGAGUACUCUGGAUAUCUGUUUGGAGGUCUAUUUAGACCAGGAAUGCAAAACCCAUUGACCAAAUCUAAUAGCUGUCCUCCAAACUACUUUGCCCAACACUUUUUGUCUAAUGGCAUGAUGGUUUGUAUGAGCAAUGAUUAUGAGGCCGGAACAAGAUUCUCUGUGCCUUUUGGUGGUUUCUUCAGCUGCCAAUCUGGCAACCCUCUUGCAAAGGGUCAAUCUCGCUGUCCACCUCAGUUCAGCCAACAUCUCGCUGCAGUUAGUGAUGGCUGUCAGAUAUUGUACUGUGUCCAGUCCGGUGUGUUCACUGGUGGCCAGUUAAUGCCUAUCCGCCUCCCACCAUUCACAAGACCACCCAUGGUCAGCAUGAUUGCAACAAACACUGUAGCUGUAAUGACAGAAGGUGAUCGUUCUUGGGUGAGGGUUGGAGAAACUAAGAUGUGGAGACUGGCAAAGCCUGGUGAAAUUAAUCAAAUGGCACCAAUGUUUGACACAUCAUCUUCUCAGAUGUCUGGGGGAGAAAAGGCUGGUGUAGCCAUUGGGGUAAUGGUCCUGGUUGCUCUUGUGAUUGCAGGAGCAGUGUUCAUGAAAAGGAGAAAGAGGUUUUCCGCCACCAGUUUGGUACAAGGGUACGAAGAGAUUCAUAGCGAGGGUGAAAACGAGAGCAUUGUAGAGAUUCAGAGAGAACCACCGAAUGAGAAUUCAAAUGAAAACCCCACUCAACCCUUACUAUCAUAAAAAUCUUUUUAAGAUAACUGUUCAGAGAUUUACAGUUAUGAUUUAUAAUGUUAUAAUGAAUAUAAUUAGACAGAAAUAGUUGGCAGCAGCAGUAACAUUUACAGCAGUUAUACUAGUUGUGAUAUCAAUCAUUAACCAUUCUUUAAAGGCAACUUUUUAAAUUAAAAUGUUUAACUAUUAAAACUAACAAUCCAAGCAAUGGAAGAAAUGUAUAUAUAAAACCUGAUUGUGGCGAGUGGGGCGGGGCCGAGAGGCGUGGGAACGAGGAGUGAGGCCAGGUGUAGUGAUUGGAGAUGAGCUACACCUGAGCCCCACCGCUAGUAUCGAGUCCCACGUAGGAGAUGGAAGGAUAUAAAACUGGAGUGACGACCGUGAAGGACGAGAGAGGACCAGGCCUGGGACAUUAUUUUAUGUGUUUGCUUUUAUUUGUGCGCGUCAGUCGCCGUGAGGGGCUGACGCGCUGUUGUGUUUAUUUUGGAUAUUAAAAUGAGUUUUGAUUGUGCGCCGGUUCCCGCCUCCUUCUUCCCGAUGAAUAUGGAGAUUUGUUUAUCAUUACACUGAUUUGUUUAAUUAAAAGGACAUAAAUGUAUAAACGUUCUGGGCUCUCAUGUAUAAACGUUGCGAAUGCACAAAAUAGGCAUAGAAAUGUGCGUACGCUGCUUUCCACACAUGUAUCCGGAUUUAUAAAAAAUAAACUUGGUGUAAAUA